AUGAAGUACAUGAGAACAAACAGCUUGAAGUUGAAGAGGCUCUUCUCAUUAUCCCCCAGACCACCCACCUGGAGAUGCUUCUCUUACGACGAAAUAUCACUCGCCACUAAUUCCUUCCACCCAGAUAAUUUGGCGGGAAAAAGAGGGUAUGCGGAGGUUUGCAGGGGAACCAUGCCGGGAACAGGGGAAGUUGCGGUGAAACGGCUGACGAAAUCGUGUACCGACGAGAGGAAAGAGAGGGAGUUCCUGUCGGAGAUUGGAACAAUUGGCCAUGCCAAUCAUCCAAACGUUCUUCCUUUAGUUGGCUGUUGCAUCGACAAUGGACUUUACCUCAUUUUCCAAUACUCCUCCACUGGCUCCCUAGCUUCUCUUCUCCAUGGGGAGAAUUAUGGAGAGUUGAAUUGGAGAAGAAGGCACAAGAUAGCGAUCGGGACGGCGAAAGGGAUUGAGUAUCUCCACAAGGGAUGCCAAAGAAGAAUCAUUCACCGGGACAUCAAAUCGUCUAAUGUCCUAUUGACGGAAGAUUAUGAGCCCAUGAUAUCGGAUUUUGGGUUGGCGAAAUGGCUGCCAACGCAAUGGUCUCACCAUUCAAUCGGACCCAUUGUAGGAAAUAAAGAAAUUAGGUUUUUUUAUUUUCUAAUGAAUGUAAUAAUGAAGUGGAAAAUAUAA
Messenger RNA from Linum trigynum, 669 nucleotides. The record is from the annotation of a GenBank genome assembly. Lineage: Eukaryota; Viridiplantae; Streptophyta; Magnoliopsida; Malpighiales; Linaceae.